Messenger RNA from Anas platyrhynchos (mallard), 7909 nucleotides. RefSeq names its product fms related receptor tyrosine kinase 4 (gene FLT4). The record is from RefSeq and is a predicted model, not a curated record. Gene Ontology annotation, cellular component: plasma membrane; signaling receptor complex. Lineage: Eukaryota; Metazoa; Chordata; Aves; Anseriformes; Anatidae. Gene Ontology annotation, molecular function: ATP binding; transmembrane receptor protein tyrosine kinase activity; growth factor binding. Gene Ontology annotation, biological process: regulation of MAPK cascade; protein phosphorylation; multicellular organism development.
AUGAAGAGAGUUUGCACGCUGCCCCUCUGGCUCUGGCUCGGCAUUGUCUCGGAGGCAGAUCUGGUGAGCAGCUAUUCUAUGACCCCCCCUGCUCUUAGCAUCACCGAGGAGGAACACGUCAUCAACGCCAAGGACACGCUGACCAUCACCUGCAGAGGACAGCAUCCUUUGGAGUGGUCGUGGCCUGGGGGCAAGGUGGACCCCACUGGGAAGGAGAAGGAGACGGAGUUCAUGGCCUCAGCAGCUCCCAGUGCUGGCCGGGCAAUCCGGGAAGAAGACUGCGAGGGCACCGGCACGAAGCCGUACUGCAAAGUCCUGGUGCUGACAGAGACCCAGGCCAACGACACGGGUUACUACCGCUGCUACUACAAGUACAUCGAUGCCAAAAUCGAGGGCACCACAGCGGUCAGCGCCUACGUCUUCGUGAGAGAUUACGAACAGCCGUUUAUCAACAAGCCGGAAACGCUCCUCAUCAGCAAGAAGGAGAACACUUGGGUACCGUGCCUGGUGUCCAUCCCAGACCUUAACGUCACUCUGAUCCUGCAAAAUUCCCUCAUACACCCCGACAGGAAAAGCGUUUUCUGGGACAACAAGAAAGGUGUGCAGGUACCCACUCACUUGAUCAGGGACUCCUUGUUCGUCCAGUGUGAGACUGUCAUCGACAAGAAGGUCUUCAAAUCCAACUUCUUCAUCAUCCACAUAGCAGGGAGUGAGCUGUACGACAUCCAGCUGUACCCCAAGAAAGCCAUGGAGCUGCUCGUGGGAGAGAAGCUGGUCUUGAACUGCACAGUGUGGGCCGAGUUCAACUCUGGUGUCCGCUUCCAGUGGACUUACCCUGGCAAACAGACACAGCGAGCAGUGAUAGAGCCGGAGCGCCGGUCCCUGCAGACGCACACAGAGCUCUCCAGCAUCCUCACCCUCCACAAUGUCAGCCAGCAGGACCUGGGCAAGUACACGUGCACUGCCACCAACGGCGCCCAGAUGCUGGAGGAGAGCACCGAUGUCAUUGUGCAUGAAAAGCCCUUCAUCAACGUGGAGUGGAGGAAGGGCCCGGUGAUAGAAGCCACUGCAGGAGACGAAGCUGUGAAGCUGCCCGUGAAAGUCGUGGCUUACCCCCCACCAGACUUCCAGUGGUACAAGGACGGGAAGCUAAUUCCCAAGCAAUCUCAAUCUUCAAUGCAGAUCAAGGAUGUGUCGGAGCAGCACGCUGGGACAUACACGCUGGUUCUGAGGAACAGGCUGGCAGGGCUGGAGAAGCGCAUCAGCCUCCAGUUAAUUGUCAACGUGCCUCCACGCAUCCACGAGAAGGAAGCCUCUUCCCCGAGCAUCUACUCCCGGAGGAGCUCCCAGGCCCUCACCUGCACGGUUUAUGGCAUCCCAGCCCCGGAGGUGAUCCAGUGGCAGUGGAGGCCGUGGAUGCCCUGUCGGAUGUUCUCUCGACGCAGCCUCAACAGCAGGCACCGGGCAGCAAGACGCCACCAGCGAGACCGGAUGCCCGAGUGCAAGGACUGGAAAGAUGUAUCGCAGCAGGACGCAGUAAACCCCAUCGAGAGCAUCGACACCUGGGUGGAGUUCGUGGAGGGACGGAACAAGACAGUCAGCAAACUGGCCAUCCAGGAGGCCAACGUCUCAGCCAUGUACAAGUGCAUCGCCUCUAACAAAGUGGGUCGGGACGAGCGGCUGAUCUACUUCUACGUGACCACUAUUCCAGAUGGGUUCGAGAUUGAAUCCCAGCCCUCGGAAGAGCCCAUAGAAGGACAGGACCUACAGCUGAGCUGCAAUGCAGACAACUACACCUACGAGAACCUGCAGUGGUAUCGGCUGAACCUCUCCAAGCUCCACGAUGAGGAGGGCAAUCCCCUCGUGCUGGACUGCAAGAACGUCCACCACUAUGCCACCAAGAUGCAAGGGGAGCUGCGCUUUCAGCCAGACUCCAAUGACGCGACCUUGCUGCUCACCAUCCCCAACAUCUCCCUGGGCGAGGAGGGAGACUAUGUGUGUGAGGUGCAGAACCGCAAGACCCGGGAGAAGCACUGCCACAAGAAGUACAUCUCUGUGCAGGCCCUGGAGAUCCCUCGCCUCAAGCAGAACCUGACAGACAUUUGGGUGAACGUCAGCGACUCCAUAGAGAUGCGCUGCAAGGUGGACGGCAACCACGUUCCUGACAUCAGCUGGUACAAAGACGAGAAGCUGGUGGAAGAAGUGUCAGGGAUCGACCUGGCGGACUUCAACCAGCGGCUGAGCAUCCAGAGGGUGAGGGAGGAGGAUGCUGGGCUCUACCUCUGCAGCGUCUGCAAUGCCAAGGGCUGUGUGAACUCCUCGGCCAGUGUCUCCGUAGAAGGCUCUGAUGACAGGACCAAUGUGGAGAUUGUCAUCCUGAUUGGGACUGGGGUCAUCGCUGUUUUCUUCUGGAUCCUCCUUAUCCUCAUCUUCUGUAACAUCAAAAGGCCUGCCCAUGCAGACAUCAAGACUGGCUACCUCUCCAUCAUCAUGGACCCCGGCGAGGUGCCCUUGGAGGAGCAGUGCGAGUACCUGCCCUAUGACUCCAGCAAGUGGGAAUUCCCACGAGACCGCCUGCGCCUAGGUAAAGUCCUGGGUCAUGGUGCAUUUGGGAAGGUGGUGGAAGCAUCAGCGUUUGGAAUCAAUAAAAGUAACAGCUGUGAGACUGUAGCAGUCAAAAUGCUGAAAGAGGGAGCUACCGCAAGUGAGCACAAGGCACUGAUGUCAGAGCUGAAGAUCCUCAUUCACAUCGGGAAUCACCUCAACGUGGUGAAUUUGCUGGGUGCCUGCACCAAACCCAAUGGUCCUCUCAUGGUUAUCGUUGAGUUCUGCAAGUAUGGCAACCUCUCCAACUACCUGCGGACCAAGCGGGAAGGGUUCAGUCCUUACAGGGAGAAGUCUCCGAGGCUGCGUAUUCAGGUCCAGUCCAUCGUGGAGGCAGUGAGAGCAGACAGGAGGAGUCGUUCCAGGACUAGUGACAGUGCUAUCUUCAACCGCUUUCUGAUGCACAAGAGCCAGACAGCACAGCCGAUCCAGGAAGUGGAUGACUUGUGGCAAAGUCCCUUGACUAUGGAAGACCUGAUCUGCUACAGCUUCCAGGUAGCACGUGGCAUGGAGUUCCUGGCAUCCCGAAAGUGCAUCCACAGAGACCUGGCAGCUCGCAAUAUCCUGCUGUCAGAGAACAACGUGGUAAAAAUCUGUGACUUUGGCCUGGCCCGGGACAUCUACAAGGACCCCGACUACGUCAGGAAGGGCAGUGCUCGCCUCCCCCUGAAGUGGAUGGCUCCAGAAAGCAUCUUCGACAAGGUCUACACUACCCAGAGUGAUGUCUGGUCCUUUGGGGUCCUCCUCUGGGAGAUCUUCUCGCUAGGGGCAUCUCCGUACCCUGGAGUCCAGAUCAACGAGGAGUUCUGCCAGAGGCUCAAAGAUGGUACCAGGAUGAGAGCCCCAGAGUACGCCACAGCAGAAAUUUACCGUAUCAUGCUGAGCUGCUGGCAUGGUGAUCCCAAGGAGAGACCAACUUUCUCCGACCUGGUGGAGAUCCUGGGGAACCUUCUUCAGGAAAACGUCCAGCAGGAAGGGAAGGAUUACAUCCCACUGAACGACUCUCACAGCUCCGAAGAUGAUGGUUUCUGCCAGGUGCCUUCCUCUGCCCAACAAAACUCAGACGAAGAGGACUUUGACAUGAGGAUACGUUGCCACAGCUUAGCAGCAAGAUAUUACAACUGUGUCUCGUUCCCUGGUUGUUUGACGGGAGGAAAUCAGAUCAGGUGUCCAUCCAGGAUAAAGACAUUUGAAGAGUUUCCCAUGACACACACAAUGUACAAGGCACACCCGGACAAUCAGACAGACAGUGGGAUGGUUCUGGCAUCUGAGGAAUUUGAGAGGAUAGAAAACCGACACAGAAAAGAAGGUGGAUUCAGCAGUAAAGGGCCCAGCCGAACUGCAGAGCUGCCGGGGGAACAGUCAGACCUGCGGGGCAGAUGUCGGCCGUUGUACGGGUCCCAGGUCGGAGGCCAGACUUUUUACAACAGUGAAUACGGGGAGCUGUCAGAACACUCUGAGGAUGGCAGCUGCACCCCGCCUGGAGAAGGGGCCAGUCCCCCUGCUCUCCACGCUUCCUUCUUCUCCGAGCAGUACUAACGGCAUCAGGCCCCGGAGACGCCCUGCUGAGGCAUCCCCUUCCACCCUCCAGGCACAUCAUCGGGGUCACUCAGAGCUUCCCCUCCAACCUACACCCAGCCCCAGCAGGGAACCCACCCAAAACCAGCUGGGGAACACUGAUGUCCUUGGAACCGCAGCUUGACGGCCCACGCAGCACCUCCAGCUGCAACUUCUCUGUGCCGGAACUGGAGAGAGCACCUUGCUGAUUCCUCGGGUUUCUUUUCUUAUUUCUGUGGCUCAGACAGAUGCAUUCUCCUGGCGAGUGGGUGCCUGUGUUCAGCACUACAGCACCUUCUGCCUAGCAUCCAGCCUCCGCUCAGAUCAGCUUCCCAUUCAGAAAGCCCAUUUCAGGUCAGAUAUAAAUAGAUCUGCCUUAGUCUCGAGUUUCUUCCUGGUGUGCAGCCUGAAUGUUUUUCCUUGGAUUGCUUCCUCCUCCUCUCCUCAUGAUGUCAGCUGCUGAGUCGCAGAGCAGAAUCAAAGGGAAGAAAUCCCUAGAGGUGUUAGCGGCAAGAGCAGGACGUUUUGAAGAGGGGUACAGAGAGAUCCCAUGGGAUCUUUGUAAAUGUUCGUGCACGCUGUUCACUCUGGGGAGGCACCAGCGUACACCCAGCCUCUAGAUCCUCUGCAAGCAACACCCACACCCCUCUCAUUUCUGCUGCUGGCGACCUGUCAAUCUGCCUUACCACUGGGUUUUUUCAGCCAUCUCAACACAGCCAGUGCUGAGUAGGUCACCAGCUGAUGGCUGGAGGCCUCCCAGUGAGAUAAAUAGCCACUCUCUGUGCAGGCGCUGUGUGAGAUGGGGUUUUAUAUUCUCUGUGCCGAGAGCGGGUUGCUCACAGGUCUCCUUCUCUUGCCUUCCCCUUCUAGAGCAGCGCUGAAAUCAUUUGUUGCUCGAGUGAGAAAUUAAAGCAAAGCUGUGUUAAUUUCAGCUGGCUUCUAAACAUAGAGCGAAAACGGGUUGUUUGCUGAAAGGAAAAGCAUGUAAGUGGUAGGGAGUGAAAUGUUUAUUUUCAAGUUGCUGCAAGGGGUUUUGAAACAAUGGCAGGAACACGGCUCCAGCAACGCGGUGCUCUGGGCUGCAUCUCCUCGUGUGCUGGCAUCGCUGAGCACCAGAGGGCAGUGCCUGGCCAGGGCCCAAGCCCUAACCCUUCUGGAUGGACAGUUCUGCACCAUGACCUUCCCUGCCACCCUGGUUCCCUGGCUCUAUGGAGACACCAUGGGCUCCUCUCCAGUUUCCAUUGCAGAGCCACCAGCACAGCGUACCUGCCUCUGGAGGACUGACAAACAUUUAUUUACUGAGGAAGCAUCUCAUCACUCGGGCCCUUUAUUUCUGAAAGAUGCCACAUGAAUCAGAGCUCUGGGGAACCUCCACAGCCCCUCUCAACAGAUUUCUGUGCUGCUGCCUCACUACUUUCCACCUACUUCUUUCCAUCCUGCUCAUAAUGCAAGAGCUCAGCCACAGAGCACGGUUACAUCACCACCCGGAGUCUGGGCGAAGAGGCUCGGCUGAACAGCUUGUCAUCUUCCCUUCUCCCACACGCCAGGGGCUGGCAGAGCUCCUUGCACCAGGGCAUCUCAGCACCGGGGAGUUUCUGCCUGCAGGCCACACCUCUGUGCAUAUAGGCAAGGGUUUGGACUUCUAAAAAUUGUGUUUCCUGCCAGACACACUGUUUUCCCAAAAUGUACUUCUCUUACAGCAGAAGGUAUUUCCUGACAUGAGCCUGUGAGUCCUUAUGGAUGACUUUCCCAAGUCUUAAUUAUAGUUGUCUGCACAAGUGUAAUGGGGAAAAUUUAUUUAGCACAUGGGAAAAGCAUGGCUGUCAUUCAGAUUCCCUAAGCCUGUGCAGAGCACCCGAUGUUCCCCUCCCAUUUCAUGUCAGCAGGAUGAUAUGGCUGUGAUUUCCAUGCAAAAAGAGGCACAAAACUGGACCAGCUUGAGCCAAGCUGGCUCAGGACAAGGAAUUGGAAACUGCAUGUGACAAUUAAUUCCCUGAUUUCUACUGGCGUCCCCCGAAGCUGCCAGGAAUUUAAGUAUCUUUAAGUAAUUGUUAUGACUCAGUAAGAAUCCUUCUGGCAGGAGAUGCUGGAGAGCCAGGCCAGGGAAGCAGGAUAGCCAGUGGGGUCUAGGCCAGGCCAAAUUCUCCUGCCCUUGUCUUGCCCCGGUGUUUGGAUGGGUGUUUUCCUUGACAGAAGGAAGGCUGCCUGUGCCCUGUGCUGCUGGGGGUCUCCCCCGGGAUUCACAUGGGUGGAAGGUGACAGACAGAGCUGAAUUCAGGCUGCUCUCUUGGUAAUGUGCAGUGUAGGACCCACAUUCUCUUGUUUUCAGUGCUUCACAAACAGUUCUCUGCCUGGAAACACGGCCCCAUCUGAGAGAAGGCCCAAGAAAGAUGCCUAUAAGUUAAUUAACAGUUGAAAAACAUAAUCCCGAAGUAGCUACAAGUGAGGGUUAGAAACGUACUAGCAAAGCCAGGCAUUUGCAGAGCACUGUCAGGAUUCCUCAGCAGAAAUGGGAUGGAGGCAUCUGAGUGCUCUGGCUGCCUGUCAGCACUCCCAGUAGGCCGGGACAGCUGCACUGGGGCUCUAGGUUCAGCUGUAAAUUGCUCACAAGCAUCAUUGUGGAGAAGGGUUACUUCAUUAGAGCUAUUGUUAAAGAUCCCCUGCUUCACACUGGGGGAAGCACUGAAGUGACAUCUGAAUUUAAACAUUCAAAUCAUCCAGCCCCACAGAAGUUUAUUUUCUCUAUUUUAUACCAUCUUGGAGAGGGGAAAGAAUCAGAUUGGAUUGUAUCUGCAUCAACAGCCUGGCACGAACAAUGUAGCCUUAAUACGAGCAAAUGCAGGCUCCUCUUUCAGACACUCCUGAUGAGGAGGAACAAUUGCAGUGUGGGAUACUGAAGAGUUGUUGAGACAAUUGUACUUUUGCUCUCUUAAAAGUAUACUAAAAUUAGAGUGUACAAACCUGAUACCCUUCCCCACACUCUUGCAUUAUUUCUGGCGUUAUUUUACAGUCUUCAGAUAAAUGUGAGCAUGAAAAGAAGCUGGUUUGUUCUGGUUUUGAGGUGAGAGGCAGCAGUGCUGUCUGUCUUUCCACAGCUACAAGAAGUAUUUCAGCUUUUAAAACCCAGGUUCGAUAUUUGUGCCUGUUCUGUUCACAGUGCACUGUUUCGUUUUGUUCAGGCCUUUUACUGGAACACGUAACUGAAGCUAAGCUAUUUAUCAUCAUCCUCUUUUAAAAUGACCAUUCCCAGUCAACACAGUCUCAUUUUUCCCUAGAAAGUGUUGGUGUUGAGAGGACAUUCCUCCUUCAUGAAAACAAAGUGUUUGGUCCCCUACUUGCAAAUACACGUGCGUCUCUGAAGAAAAACCUGUGUAUCAAGUAACACUUCAUUUAUAUUGCAAUAUUUUAACCUGGUACCUGUUGUUGCUACAGCAGCAUUCAAUGUUUCAGUGGACUGCCUCCAAAGCAAGUAGGUUACAACAUGGGUUAUGUGUGAGUACAAAAGCGUGGUUUGUGUGAGUGUUUUGUGGGUGAGUGGGUGUUUGCAUGCGUGAGUUUCUCCUCCCAGUGAGCGUACGUGAGUCUUCAUAACUCCUGUUGAGUCUUGUCUCUGGAAGUUCACGGUUAUGUAUCAAACCAGUUAGAACACUGCUUUCUUUCCUCUCCUCCUAUUGUACUUGUUAUCCUUUGUCAUUAAGAGUUUUGUUGUAAUAUCUAAAUGUGAAAAUGAAUAAAGUCAUAACUGGCA